This is a messenger RNA of Polyodon spathula (Mississippi paddlefish), 2102 nucleotides long. RefSeq names its product fibroblast growth factor 24 (gene fgf24). Bases 42 to 674 code for a protein of 210 amino acids. Gene Ontology annotation, molecular function: type 1 fibroblast growth factor receptor binding; growth factor activity; type 2 fibroblast growth factor receptor binding. Gene Ontology annotation, cellular component: cytoplasm. Gene Ontology annotation, biological process: positive regulation of protein phosphorylation; limb morphogenesis; regulation of cell migration. NCBI's taxonomy places the organism in Eukaryota, Metazoa, Chordata, Actinopteri, Acipenseriformes, Polyodontidae. The transcript is spliced from 5 exons. The record is from RefSeq and is a predicted model, not a curated record.
UUUUUUUAGCUCUGGAAGCAGGUGCAUUUCGGCAACUCAAGAUGCGUUAUAUCUCUUCACGCUUCAUCUACUUGGGUUUACACUUAUUAGUCCUCUACUUUCAAGUUCAGGAAUCUCAGCAGACCUCGGCUGAUUUCCGUGUCUAUGUCGAAAACCACACACGGAACCCUGAUGACCUGAGCCGCAAACAGGUCCGAAUAUAUCAGCUUUACAGCCGGACCACUGGGAAACAUGUCCAGAUCCUGGGGAAGAAAGUCAACGCCAACGGGGACGAUGGGGGCAAGUAUGCUCUCCUAGUGGUGGAAACAGAAACCUUUGGAAGCCAUAUCCGAAUAAAAGGAAAAGAUACUGGGUAUUACAUCUGCAUGAACAAAAGGGGCAAAAUUAUUGGAAAGCUCAAUGGAAGAAGCCAAGAGUGUGUCUUUGUGGAAGAAGUAUUGGAGAAUAACUACACUGCACUGGUGUCAGCCAAGUACAAAGGCUGGUACCUGGGAUUCACCCGGAAAGGACUGCCUAAAAAGGGCUCAAGGACCCAGCAGAACCAGCAGGAAGUCCACUUUAUGAAACGGCACCCAAAGGGCAAAGUGGACCCACUACAGGAGUUCCGUUUCACCACGGUCACCAAGAGAAUUCGCAGGGCACGACGCUUAAAAGUGAAGUCCAACUCAAACUGAAACAUGUCCAAGAGUGCCAGGGUCUGUGUGUCAAAGGAACACUCAACCACCUUGCCUUAAAUAUCCAGAGAAAAAAAAAUGGAAAAGAUGUUUUAUUUUUAUAUUUAAGGAGUAUUGCUCCGAUGUGCUAGCUUUUUCGUGGGCUAUUUUUUAGUAUUAUUAUUAUUAUUAUUAUUAUUAUUAUUAUUAUUAUUAUUAUUAUUAUUAUUAUUAUUAUUAUUAUUUAUAUUGAACAGAAUGAAUAUUUGUCAUUACCUUGCUGUUGCUACUUCGAAAGGUAAUGGCAGAACUCCUCUAGAGUCACUGACUGUAUCCAUAUCUAUGGAUUGAAUGCAAUGGAGCCUGGAUGGAAAAAAAUGCACACCCAUGAUAUUGACCAUAGCUAAUUCUUUAGCUAUAAGUGCAAUACUUUGUAAUAGGCCCUUUUACAAAAGAGGUUACUAUUGAAACUUAUCAUGGUUCCCCAAACUCCAAACUUCCCCGCCACCCUUUUAGAUGUGUUUUUUUUUUUUUUUUUUAACAUGUUAAACAAAGUGAUGGAACGUUAUUAUAAAUUGAAAGCUGCUGGUUACGUUAUUGAAAGGGGCCUCAAGUAAGGGCCUGGAUAAAUGACUGCACAUAUACCCACCUCAGUGUUUAUUUAGAUGAACAAUAAUAGCACACACUGUUUAAAGAGGAAACAAAGACUGGACCAACAGGAUUCUUCCCUGGGGAGUCCAUUUAAGAUCAUAGUUUUCCUUCCAACUUUAUUGAACAAUUAUAAAUUAUGUAUCAAAUUGGAAAAUAGACACGAUGGUAGUUUUAUACCUCAGAUAUAUCAGUUUUGUAUUCAUUAUGUGUAGUGCAUAUUAUAGUUGGAUAUUAUAUCAGUCAUACCAUCCAAUGACAAUCCUCUCUCUCUGAUUACCAUUAUUAAUAGCAUUGACAUUUAAUAUUAGCAACACCUGUAAGUUGUAGUUACUGUAUACGUGACACAUUGUCUCAUGCAAAGGUAUUCACAUACAUAUAGUAUGUUAUAGUACAGCUGCUUAAUAUCAUAGCUCUUCCCAUUGAGCUGAGUUUUACUGCUGAAUCCAAAACAGGAAAGGUAAUGGAAUAUACAGAUCUGUUUAAUGGUAGAUACAGGCAGAUCUGUGUCUGAGGGUGAUUGGAGCUUGGGGGUCCGGAAUAAGCUAGUGACCUGAGAGGGCCAUUGUUAACAUUAUUCGGUCCUGAUGUUGGUAGGGCUGUAUCAUUAACUCACCUGCCGAGGGACCACUGUGUAUUGUGUAUGUGAUGCUACUAACACCUUGACACACUUAUGACUUAAAGCGUAUGCAAAAAUAAUUUUUAUGACUUUUAUUAAAUAUUUAUUGCCUUUCUUUGUAAAUACAUCCUGAUGAAUUUAUUUGACCUCUGUUAAUAAAGUGAGGAAUAUAUUUAAAGAUA